AUGGACAGCGACGGCAGCAGAAAGGCAAUGCAAGGCGACUGUCGCGUCCGAGCCACAGCGUCCCCACCGCCGCCGCCGCCGAGUAGCAAGAACCCGAUGCUGUUGGACGACAUGCGAGAAAGCGGUGAAAAUCUGGAUCGGUCGGUCGGGUCAUUCAUUCUGUCGAAGCGCUCGCUGACAGAAGCUGUGGCCGAACGAACGUCCAUCGACCGAUUUUCAGGCGGUGAUCGGCAGGCGAUGUCCCGAAUAGCCGUCCAACAGGCACAUGAGACGGCGUUUCCCAGUAAUGUGUACUUGAAGCACUUCGGCUGUUUGGCUCUAGCAAAGUCAGAAGAACAGGGGCAGUUGAACAACUCUGAGUCUGUAAUCGAAAAGUCUUUUGAGAAAUGGUCGCUAGAUUUAUUCUUCGCUUCAUCUGAGAUCGUCCUCGUUGAGUUCUACGUCUAA
Messenger RNA from Soboliphyme baturini, 447 nucleotides. NCBI's taxonomy places the organism in Eukaryota, Metazoa, Nematoda, Enoplea, Dioctophymatida, Soboliphymatidae. The record is from the annotation of a GenBank genome assembly.